UAACGCUCACUUGCUCGGUGAUCCACUCCGUAAAAUCCAAAAAAAUAAAAAGAGCUAAGGGGAAAAAAGCAAAACAGGAAAAGGCGUCAGGUGGAUGAAGCACUCUUCCUACAGCACAGAAUGGAGUUUGCGGAAUUGAUAAAGACCCCCCGGGUGGAUGGCGUGGUCCUACACCGGCCCUUUCUGCCCACCGUGGAGGGAACUCUGUGCUUAACUGGCCACCACCUCAUCCUGUCCUCACGCCAGGACAACACAGAGGAGCUCUGGCUGCUCCAUGCGAACAUCGAUGCUAUUGAGAAGAGGUUCGUCGGCUCUCUUGGCUCAAUUAUCGUGAAAUGCAAGGACCUGCGGAUUAUUCAGUUGGACAUACCUGGCAUGGAGGAGUGUCUCAACAUUGCUAGCUCCAUUGAAGCGUUAUCCACACUCGACUCAGUCUCCCUGAUGUAUCCUUUCUUCUACCGGCCCAUGUUUGAGGUCAUUGAUGAUGGGUGGCACUUGUUCUCACCAGAUGAGGCUUUCAGAGAUCUGGAAUCGAUGACAGAUGAGUGGCGACUUAGUGAAGUGAAUAAAACCUUCAUUGUUUGCCCCUCCUACCCUUCAUUGGUGGCUGUACCCAGGGAAAUAGACGACGACACUCUGUGCAAAGCUGCUGCGUUUCGACACGGCGGACGCUUCCCGGUGCUCAGCUACUACCACAAGAAGAACGGCAUGGUGAUGAUGCGAGCAGGGCAGCCUCUGACUGGAACAAAUGGACGCCGCUGUAAGGAAGAUGAGAAGUUGAUCAAUGCUACACUCCGUGCAGGGAAACGUGGGUACAUCAUCGACACGCGCACUGUUGCGGUAGCGCAGCAGGCUAAGGCCCGCGGAGGUGGGUUUGAACAGGAGGUGAACUACCCGCAGUGGAGGAGAAUCAACAAAGCUAUUGAGAGAUCCAACAUUCUACAAGAGAGCCUGAUCAAGCUGGUGGAGGCGUGUAAUGACCACUCAAACAGCAUGGACCGCUGGCUUAGCAAACUGGAGGCCUCUAACUGGCAGAGCCAUGUAAAAGAGAUCCUCACCACUGCCUGCCUGGCUGCUCAGUGCAUUGACAGAGAGGGUGCAUCAGUGCUGGUCCACGGGACAGAGGGCACUGACUCCACACUGCAGGUCACUUCUUUAGCCCAGAUCAUUUUGGAUCCAGGCUGCAGGACAGUCCGUGGCUUCCAGGCCCUUGUGGAGCGUGAGUGGCUGCAGGCGGGUCACCCGUUUCAGCAGCGCUGUGCCCAGUCUGCAUACUCCAACGGGAAGCCGAGGAGUGAAGCACCUGUGUUCUUGCUCUUCCUGGACUGCGUGUGGCAGAUCCUGCGCCAGUUUCCUUGCUCCUUCCAAUUUAACGAACACUUUCUGGUCACGCUGUUCGAACAUGCUUACGCCUCCCAGUUUGGCACUUUUCUGGGAAACAGCGCUGCAGAGAGGGUGACGUUGGAGCUCUGUCAGAAGACGGUGUCCCUGUGGUCAUGGAUGAAUAGGCCUCAGGAGCUGGAGCGCUUCCUUAACCCUCUCUAUGAGGCCAACAGUCUUGUGAUCUGGCCAUCUGUAGCUCCACAGAGUCUGCUGCUUUGGGAGGGUGUGUUCCUUCGCUUUAAUCGCUCAACCAAGUGUCUGGACGAGGCAUAUGAGGAGAUGGUCCAUAUUAUUGAAUACAAUAAGGAGCUACAGAAUAAAGUGAACAGCCUCAGGAGACAGCUAGCUCAACUAGAGACAGAGGACGGCCCUCUUCAGAGUCCAUAGAAAUGCAUCUUGACCUGAGAAAUCUGAACAGAGCCUUUCAGAGCCUAUUGAGCACUACUGAAAUUUAUUCUGACCCAUGCAUGUAUGUACACACGUGCACACAUUCACACACAUCACGUCUGCUCAGUCAGUCAUAUUGUCUUAAAGUACUUCGUCUAUGUGUAGUCAUAGUUUUUUUUUCUCACUGCUAGUUGCCACAUCAGGUGCUUAAACACUCACGAAGAAAAGCUAUGAUAACAUAGUGUGUGUGUGUGUGUGUGUGUGUGUAUGUGUGUAUAUAUAUAUAUAUAUAUAUAUAUAUAUAUAUAUAUAUAUAUAUAAAGCUAGCAACUUUCAUACACUAAAUGAAAGUUAUCGAGACAAGAGGCAAGUUAAUAGACAUGAAGGUGGUUGGGUGUAGCCCCUAUACCAAAUUGUGCUGUUAUUUUUUUAUUUUUUAUUUUUUUUUUUUUUUCCUGAAUAAUGAUGGUCAGUGCUUGAUGUGAUGGUCGAUGUUUGCCCAAAAACAAUUUGCUCUGAAAUCUUUUGUUGUAGAACAGUAGUGUAUAAUUUGCCAGUAUAAAGAAAAUGAUUUUAUAAGGGAAGUGAUAUUUCGGAUCUGUACAGUAAAAAGCCUGUGUUUUUUGCACACUUUGGUUCAAAGCUUAAUCGUGGUGUAACGGUAACCAGGAUUUAAGCAGAGCACCACUGAAAACAAAAUGUGUCGUGUAUCCAUUCAGGCUUCCUGUGUGUUUGUUUUCAGUUAAUGUUCAAUGCUUCACUGUUAUUCUACUUAGAAAUCCUCCUUAAAAUAAAAGAAAUAUCGAAGAAAAAUAAACAUAAAGACAUACCCUGCUCUUGCAAUGGUAUGUCUGGUAAUGCUGUUGCACUAAAAAUCAUACUCAAGUGCUAGUACCUUGUGUCUGCUGUAAUGUUGCACAUUAGACACAUAUUUAAUGUAGUGGUGGUCAAUAAUCCCUCUCUUGCAUUCGAUUACAGAUAAUGGGUUAAAACCAUACACUUACUACAAAAUACUAAGCUAUUUUAGACAUUUCCGUCAUCACCACCUAUGUGGUGGAGACAUCAUUUUUACAGUAAGGCCAUUUUGCUUAGCAUUUGGUCCCAGCAUCGUGUGCCAAUCUGAUCCGAUCCACAGCCACACGAGUGUAAUCUGGGUUGAAAACUUUCACCAUCUUGUCUGGCUUCAGGGCAGAAUGUGGAAUGAAAACUACACUGUAAUGCUAUUGUGAAGGCUGAGCGCAGACUCAUCCCAGACAUUCAUCUGGCCUUAAAAAAAAAACACAAAAAAACCCAGCUUCUCUUGACACUUAGUCCUCUGCCUUCCUUAUUAUAUCCUCUGGUGUGGAUUCACAUGUGUUUAAAUUUACUCAGACUGCUGAGGUCAUAGGGUGCAGAACACUGUCGGGACAAUAUACAUUUCAUUACAUGUUUAUUUGUCUGUAGUUUAGUAACUCCUCUGGUGUUCUGUAGCCAGAUUAUCAUCAUAUGUCUUAUGGGAUUCAUCAUGAACACAAGGCCUUUUUGUAAAUCAUUGUAGUUUUAGGUGGUAACGUUGUCAGUGGCAACAGCUUGUGGAGACAGGUUUUUGGACUGGCAUGUUAACCAAAUAAUUUGUAUUGCACUAUACCUGUUCACCGUUUACCCAAAACAUGCUCCAUGCUCUUUUUUUGGUCAGAUGUAACUUUAUUUUAUUUUGUUUUAUUUUUUAUGAAUGUUUCUUCAGUGCAAUGCUUUACUGAGACAGUGAUUUCACUGGUUGUAUUUCAGUGAUUGAUUCAUGUCACAUGUUGAUGUACAAUAACUAGAUUUAUGUUCUAUUCUUUGGGCAUUCAAAUGUUCUGUAGGUGGUUUCAUACAAAACACAAUUAAACAAACCCUUAAUAAAGUUAGAAAACGGUA
Ictalurus punctatus (channel catfish) is the source of this 3669-nucleotide messenger RNA. RefSeq names its product myotubularin related protein 9 (gene mtmr9). The record is from RefSeq and is a predicted model, not a curated record. The coding region runs from base 121 to 1770 and encodes 549 amino acids. The transcript is spliced from 11 exons. Gene Ontology annotation, biological process: negative regulation of autophagy. Lineage: Eukaryota; Metazoa; Chordata; Actinopteri; Siluriformes; Ictaluridae.